AUGAUGUCUAUGAUUAGAUUGAAUGUUUUGGCAACUCUGGAUAAGGACUCUCCAGCGGAAAUAGAAGCCUUGAAGAAGAGAUACAACGAUGGGGAUGGUCAUACAAUGGACUAUGUGAAAAGUAACUGCCCAUACUUUGUCGAUUCCGAAGCUUACGCAACUGGCAAUAAAACUGUGAACAGCUACAAAGUUUGCUGUGAAAUGGUCGACUACUGCUCAUUCUACGUUCAGACAUGGUUCUACGUGGUCUGUGGAGGUGCUGUUCUUCUUAUCGUCAUUACUUUGAUUGUCGCUUUUUGCUGUUGUUGUAAGAAAAGAGGUGGCGGUGGUGGUGAAGAUGUGGAAUCGAUCGAGAAAAGUGAUGCUACUGAGAAAGAGGAUGAUUGA
Molecule: messenger RNA, 387 nt
Organism: Caenorhabditis remanei
Lineage: Eukaryota; Metazoa; Nematoda; Chromadorea; Rhabditida; Rhabditidae
Exons: 3
Coding region: 1-387 (128 amino acids)
Source: RefSeq, a predicted model, not a curated record